AUGUAAAGAAUUCAAGCACUUUCCAACUAGUUCAAUCCUACUAUUGCUCCCCCUGCUGGCAAUGUUACUUAUCCAUGGGUUAUGAAAUACCCAGAUUUCUUCCCUUUUGAAUAGGUAGGCAAUCUUAAAGGCAAAACCGUCAUAAUUAGUGGAGGAUCAAGAGGCAUUGGAUUGGCUAUUGGAAUUAGAGCUGCCAAAGAUGGUGCUAAUGUUGUCAUACUUGCCAAAACAGUAGACCCACAUCCUAAGUUACCAGGUACAAUUGCAUCUGCUUGUGCUGAAAUUGAAAAAGCAGGAGGUAAGGCAUUGGGAAUUCAAUGUGAUAUCAGAUUUGAAAAGGAUAUUUAAGCUGCUGUAUAAAAAACUGUUGAAACCUUUGGUGGAAUUGACAUAGUUGUGAAUAGUGCUAGUGCAAUAUCACUUACAGAUACAGAAUCUACAGACAUGAAGAAAUAUGACUUAAUGCAUCAAAUCAAUACUAGAGGAACGUAUUUAAUGAGCAAGACUUGUAUUCCUUAUCUUAAGAAAUCCUCUAAUCCUCAUAUUCUCAAUUUAUCACCUCCUCUAAGUAUGUAAUCCAAAUGGUUUGCCCCACACAUUGCAUAUACUAUGGCUAAAUAUGGAAUGAGUAUGUGUGUCUUAGGGAUGAGUGAAGAAUUCCGAAAUUAAAUUGGAGUGAAUGCCUUAUGGCCAAGAACUUCAAUUGCAACAGCUGCAGUUCAAAAUGUUUUAGGUGGGGACUCUAUGAUGUAAGCAUCUAGAAAUGUGGAAAUUAUGGCUGAUUCUGCACAUGUUAUAUUAACAAGUUGUCACAAAAAGACUACAGGAAACUUUUUCAUUGAUGACGAAGUCUUAGCGAGUGUUGGAGUCAAAGAUUUUAGUAUAUACAGAUGUGAUCCAAAGUUCUCGGAUUCAUAAUUAGCACCUGAUUUUUUUAUUUGA
Molecule: messenger RNA, 942 nt
Organism: Paramecium tetraurelia
Lineage: Eukaryota; Ciliophora; Oligohymenophorea; Peniculida; Parameciidae
Exons: 2
Source: RefSeq, a predicted model, not a curated record